GCAGGGGGGGGAUCACCGAGCCGAGAGAGGCGGAUGCUGCGAGCGUAGAGAGGCAGGGUACCAACCAGGAGCAUCACCGCACUCACCACGAUGGACAGAAUGAAUUUUCUCUCCUUCUUCCUCCUUUGCUUGACUUCCGUUGCCACUGGCAACAAAGCCAAUAAGCACAAGCCAUGGAUCGAGACAGAGUACCAGGGGAUUGUCAUGGAGAACGACAACACGGUGCUGCUCAAUCCCCCUCUCUUUGCCCUGGACAAAGACGCCCCACUACACUAUGCUGGUGAAAUCUGUGGCUUCCGGGUUCACAAUGGCCCCUCAGGUUCGGGUUCGGUCCAGUUUGAGGCCGUGGUUCUGGACCGCUCCACUGGAGAGGGUCUGGUCCGAUCCAAAGAGCCGCUGGACUGCGAGAGCCAACGGGAGCACAGCUUCACCAUCCAGGCCUACGACUGUGGAGAGGGACCCGAUGGAGUCAACAGCAAGAAAUCACACAAGGCCACCGUGCAUGUUCGUGUUAACGAUGUCAACGAGUUCUCCCCCGUGUUCGUCGAGCGUCGCUACGAGGCUUCGGUCCCAGAGGGGCGUCUGUUUGACCGGAUUGUGCGUGUGGAGGCUCUGGAUGCUGACUGUUCCCCUCAGUACAGCCAGAUCUGCUUCUAUGACAUCAUCACUCCCAAUGUGCCCUUCGCUAUUGACAAUGAUGGUAACAUUAAAAACACAGAGCCUUUGGAUUCCAAACAUCAGCGUGUUCACACCUUCUGGGUGACCGCCUUCGACUGCGGGAAGAACCGGGCUCAGGCUGAUGCCCAGGUCGUUGUCACCGUCAAACCAUCAUGCAAACCCGGCUGGAUGGGAUGGACCAAGCGCGUGGAGUACACGCCUGGGUCUGGAAGCAUCCCCCUGUUCCCCAGCCUUCAUCUGGAAACCUGUGAGGAGACUGUCUGGAACAUCCAGGCCACCGUAGAGCUCCAAACGGGCCACAUCGGAAAGGGCUGUGACAGAGACAGCUACUCUGACAGAUCAGUGCGACGGCUGUGCGGUGCUGUGAGGGGUGAGGUCGACCUCCUCCCACCUCCGUCCCCCGCUGCCAAUUGGACAGCUGCUCUGCCCACUCUCCCCUCCUCUGACUCAUCUCUGGUCUUCUCCUUCAACGGGUCAAACCACGUUGCAGUGGUGCCCGAUUCUGUUGUCUCGGCUUUAUCGGGCGACCACUUCACCCUGCAGCUGUGGAUGCGAAGGGGCGGAGCCAACAUCCAGCCUGCGACCACCCAGACCAGAGGAAACCGCAAGGAGGAGGAGACUAUUGUGUGCAGCACUGUCAGGAACGACGACUCCUUCUCCCACUACUCGCUCUCCGUCCACGGCUGCCGUCUCUCCCUCUUCUACUGGCCCGACGUCUCCGCUGCACGGCCCGUCAAGUUCCUGUGGAAACUGGAGCAGGUGUGUGACAGCGAGUGGCAUCACCUUUCACUCAGCGUCCAGUUCCCCUCUGUCACCCUGUACGUCGACGGUGUAACCUUCGACCCUGCCCUCAUCCAUGACAACGGAGCCAUCCCCAACCCAGCCCCCCGCCAGAGGAUGUUCAUUGGCGCCUGCUGGGAGCCAGAAGAGAAGCAGAAGGAGAUACUAAACAACACCAUCCCAGAGGGUAAAGACUCAGUGAAGUAUGUGGGGGGGUACCACGGCCUGUUGUCGGGGGUGACCGUGCGUCCGGGCAGUGUGGAGCCUCACAGUGUGGUGGAGUGUCUGUACGCCUGCAGGGAGGGGCUGGACUUUGGAGACCUGGAGACUCUGGGCUCUGGCAUGAAGGUUCAUGUGAAUCCCAGUCAGUCAGUGUUGGUGCUGGAGGGAGACGACAUUGAAAGCUUUAACCGUGCCGUGCAGCAGGUCACCUACAGAAACUCUCUACGCUUUGCCACCCCUGGAGUCCGUCCCCUCAAACUGACCACCUCACUCAGAUGUUUCAAUGAGGAGAGCUGCCUGUCCCUGAAGCAGCUGGAGGGAUACCUGGUGGUUCUCCAGCCUGAUGCCCCGCAGAUCUCUCUGUCUGGGGUUGGACCUCAUCUGGCCCGUCCUGCCCCUGAGUUUGAAGGUCCCCGUGGUGUCCCACUUUUCCCUGAGCUCCGGAUUGUGUGCUCCCUGUCUCAUGCUAUCAACACAGCUGCACAGGGCAUGGAGGGAGGAGCUCUCAUGUCUGACGCCGUGGCUCACACUCUGGACGGCUGUGAGGUCCAGCCACUUGGGGAGGAGCUAAACCCUGAGAGGGAGGAGCUCCUGGUGGACAUGGAUGUCGUGCGAGAGAGGGGACUGGAAAUCAUCAAUACUACUGCAUAUAUUGCCAUCACAGGUGCCGAGUCCAUCUCAGUGUACGAGGACGUCCUUCGCUCAGUCCGCUACCGACUGGCCAAAGGCUCAGCCCGCUUUGAGAGACGUUUCCGUCUGUCUUGCUCUGAGAUGAAUGGCAGAUACACAAGCAAUGAGCUGACUCUGGAGGUAAACUUCCUCCACUCCCUGGACAGUCUGUACCAUCCGUCCCACCUGCUUGCCUCCCAGCAGCAGUUCCUCCAUCCAUCCCACCAUGCCGGAGAGCUGAGUGGACACACACUGCCCAACCCACACCGCAACUCAGUGGUACCAGGAGCAGCCACAGUCAUCAUAAUGGUGUGUGUUGGUUUCCUGGUUGUCAUGGUAAUCCUUGGAGUGUUCCGAAUCCGUUCCAUCCAUCGCCGUGGGGAAGGUUCCAGGGGCGGGGCUAAGGAGGGUAGCAGCCAAUGGGACGACUCCGCCCUUACCAUCAUUGUUAACCCCAUGGAGUCCUAUGAGUCGCGCAUGGGCAUCUCUGCCGACACGGAGGGGGAGGGGGAGGAAGACGAGGAGGUGGCUGAGUCACCUGACGAUGCCAGCGAUGACCAGCGAAUCAUCAUCAAGAAAGAGGGAAGGGACGGCAAUGCCCGUCGCUAUUGAGCCGCCAGUUCUCAUGGAAACCACAAACCGGCUCACCAGUCACACACGCCCAACACUUUUAAUAUUGACGACUGCUGACACCACUAGUAUGAGGAAUGUAUGCUUACAAACACAACGCACAACACAGUCACUGUAAUACUCUCGUACUCUGCGCCAUAUGUGACCUAUAGCCAACAAAGGGCAGAUGUUUCCACCUAAAUGUUCAAUGGCACAAUGUAUACAGUUAAUGUAAUUUAACCGCCUGAGCAAAACCCCACCAAAAUUGUAUGUGAUGCACCAGUUCUAAAUCACAAGAUGGUAAUGUGUCUGUAUAGUGUGUUACUGGUUGAAUGAGACUGCUUUUGUUUAAAAAAAAAAAAAAGAUUGUACUUUAUCUUUUAUUACUGAAAACAGAAUGAAAUCUAUACGAAAUGAAACCUGGAAAAAAAACAUGCAAACAACAAGAUACAAAGCCUUGAUUCUGACAUGUGUCUGCACUCCCCAAUAAGACUCAAGAAGUCUGUGCACAAGCUUAACACCUCAACAUAUUCCUCUACAGUCGCAGAGUGAAGAAAGUAGAUUCUGAAAUUGUCUCACAAAAACAAUAAAAACACUUUGCUUGCAGGAAUUUUUAAUUUAUCGUGACUUAUUUAGUGCUUCAGCUCCAAAAUAUGUUUUUAUGCGGGGCUGGUGAUUAGCUGACAAAAUUCAAGGACUAUCAACCACACACCUCAUCCUUCAAACAGACUCUGCAAUACUCCAUAAAUACAAAAUAAAAGGCCUAUGAGUGUCGAGUCCAUGCAGCAUCGUAAGGGGUUCAAGUUGGAAUCUCUGCAAAGUUUCAGCUUGUGCCACUACAUGACAAAAAAAUCUACAAUAAACCUGGUGCAACCUCACGUCUAACCCACCCCUCACAGUGACCACAGGAAUGUCUCUAAAUGACUCACACUGCACUCUUUCACUCACUGCAAACUGCUUUUACAAUAACUGCAGGACGUCACAUGCAAAAAAAAAGGAAAACCACACACACA
Molecule: messenger RNA, 3971 nt
Organism: Labrus bergylta (ballan wrasse)
Lineage: Eukaryota; Metazoa; Chordata; Actinopteri; Labriformes; Labridae
Gene: clstn3
Product: calsyntenin 3
Biological process (GO): positive regulation of synapse assembly; homophilic cell-cell adhesion; positive regulation of synaptic transmission
Cellular component (GO): postsynaptic membrane; cell surface
Molecular function (GO): calcium ion binding; kinesin binding; X11-like protein binding
Source: RefSeq, a predicted model, not a curated record